AUGUUGACCACCCUGCAAAAGAGAAACAUAUGCAAGCUAUAUUUGCAUCCAUCUCCGCUACAAGACCUAGACCUGAUGUUGCAUAUUGCAUCCAUGGUCUUGCAAGAAGAUUAUGAAAGACACACAAUUGGGGCAGUUGCUUUGAAAACUCUAAUUAUUAUUCACCAAGCCUUAAAGGAGGUGGACCCCACACUUCAAGAAGAGCUCCACAUUAUAAAAAGGAUGGAUACAACGAUUUCAAUACUUUCUACAUGCAGGCUGCUUUAGGUACUACAGAUUUGAUGAAACCCGUAGGCCAGGCCUGCAAACCAAAACAGAGCAGGUAUGCUAUUUUACACUUUUAUUCAUUGGAGGAUUCACGGUUGUCGGUUAUUUUUUUGUUUCAACAUUCUUUGGCAAAUUCAUAGAGGUAUUUGCUAAAGGAAUGUAGAAAGUAAGACGUCAUAACAAAAGUACAUUGCUAUUUCAUGCACUUAAAUAUUUUGCUUGCAUUGUUUGUUUGUAAUAUUAGAUGAGUGACCUGAAUCCGAAGGUGAAGACGGUUGGUUUUUUUUGUCUAUCGCAUAAACAUCUAUGUGUUCUUUUGGU
Messenger RNA from Lactuca virosa, 588 nucleotides. Lineage: Eukaryota; Viridiplantae; Streptophyta; Magnoliopsida; Asterales; Asteraceae. The record is from the annotation of a GenBank genome assembly.